Malania oleifera is the source of this 1580-nucleotide messenger RNA. RefSeq lists its product as uncharacterized. Lineage: Eukaryota; Viridiplantae; Streptophyta; Magnoliopsida; Santalales; Ximeniaceae. The transcript has 3 exons. Bases 508 to 1407 code for a protein of 299 amino acids. The record is from RefSeq and is a predicted model, not a curated record.
GUUUCAAGCUUCAAGUUUCAAGUUUCAAGUUUCCAUCUUCAAACUGCAUUCUCUCUCUCUCUCUAAAAGGACUGAGUAUCUGUCCUUGAGUUUCUGUUUUCAAAUUUGGCUCCUCGGCUCUAUUACAUGUGGAUAUGUCAGGUAAAGGAAAGUCUAGCAAGGGAAAGAGGUAGAGACAGGGAGUGGCUAUGAGAGAGAUUCUUUUUUCCUUUCUCAGUGAAGAGUAAUGUUCAAAACUCAGCUUUUCUUGCAAUACCCGGUUCCUAUUUUCACCAUUACUGCUCGUUUUCACCUUCAACGGAUUAUUUUUUAGAUGUCUCCAUCGAAGGAACGCAUCAAAGGAUCUACACCCAGGUCAAAUCCAGUCUCAAAAAGAUUGUUUCUGAUCAUUUUUGAGAUGGGGGUUUUCAAUUCGUCUCUGAUUAAUCGAGAAGUGGACACCAAGUGUUUGUGAAAAUACCCAAGAGAUAUUUUUUUGAAGGUAGAGUUCAGGCUCAUUGAAUCAGGAUGAGAGAUUUUCCAUCUUGUUUUGGCGAAAAUGGAGUUCAAGUUGCUGAUUCUUCGUCAUCUAGUUCAGCUAGAACCGCUCAGAAUCUGGUUUCCUGCAUAUAUCAGUGUAGGUUGCGUGGCAGGUCUUGCUUGAUUACAAUUACGUGGAGUAGGAAUUUGAUGGGUCAAGGCCUUAGCAUUGGGAUUGACGAUUCUGCCAAUCAAUGCCUUUGUAAAGUUGAUAUAAAGCCCUGGUUGUUUUCAAAGAGAAAAGGGUCCAAGAGUUUAGAAGCAAAUUCUAGUAAAAUUGAUAUACAUUGGGACCUCUCCUCAGCUAAGUUCGGUUCCGGCCCUGAACCAAUUGGCGGAUUCUACUUGGGCAUUGUUGUUGAUCGGCAAAUGGUUCUCCUUCUUGGGGAUUUGAGAAAGGAAGCGUUCAAGAAGACAGGCAACGCCCCUGUACCCUCCAAUACCAUUUUUGUUGCCAAGAGAGAGCACAUUUUUGGAAAGAAGACGUUCAUCACCAAGGCUCAGUUUUGUGACAAUGGUCAAAUGCAUGACCUUGCGAUUGAAUGUGACACAGUUGGUGUCAAUGACCCUUGCCUUGUGAUCCGUGUCGACAGUAAAGCUGUGAUGCAGGUGAAACAUCUCCGAUGGAAGUUCAGGGGUAAUCACACAAUAUUGGUCGAUGGGCUUGCAGUUGAAGUUUUCUGGGAUGUUCAUAAUUGGCUGUUUGGGGCAUCACUUGGAAAUGCUGUUUUUAUGUUCAAGACUUGCCUUUCGGCUGAGAAGCUGUGGGCUAGCCAGCCCAUGUCUGAUCCAAGUGUAUUGCCAUGGUCUUGGUCCCAGAGGUUCCGAGAUUCCCCGUCAGAAGGUCAUGGUUUCUCCUUGAUUUUGCAUGCUUGGAAGAAUGAAUAGAGACAUUAGAAGUUUUUCAUUGAGUGCUAACAAAUACUUUUAGUGAGUGUUGAUUUUUAUUGACUGUGUAUGGUUUACACCUAAAUUGAUUAUAAAAUAGUCCAUUUUUCUUUUCAAUUUUCUAUUGAAUUACUGAAGCAAUAUGGAAAGAUGGAGGAAAUUUUUGUUGUUAA